This is a messenger RNA of Chionomys nivalis (European snow vole), 483 nucleotides long. It is a transcript of the gene Shisal2b, whose product is annotated as shisa like 2B. The record is from RefSeq and is a predicted model, not a curated record. Bases 1 to 483 code for a protein of 160 amino acids. Lineage: Eukaryota; Metazoa; Chordata; Mammalia; Rodentia; Cricetidae. The transcript has 3 exons.
AUGAGCGAGAGCAGCCGCGUGUGCUCGGGCUACUACAGCCUCAACCGCAGCUUCGUGGAGCCCUUUCAGUGCCCGCGGCACGGCGACGGGGCCGCGCUGCUCUACUGUUGCGGCUUUGCAGACCUCAAGUACUGCUGCAGCGAGCCGGGCAGCUACUUCCCCUACAAGCACAGCUACAUGUGGAGCCUCAGCAUUGGUGCUCUGAUUGGACUGGGAAUCGCCGCCCUUGUGUUGCUUGCCUUUGUCAUCAGUGUCUGUGUCCUCUGCUAUUUAUUUCUGUACACAAAACCUCAAAGAUUAGACAAUGGCCUUAAACUCCAGCACCUAGAGGCAUCCUCUGCCCUAGAAGGCAACUUAAAUAGAAAAACCAAAGGCCUCAUUUCAAAUGCAGCAUCAAAUUCAACAAAUGAAACAGUCUAUGAAGCUGACGAUGGAACUCAAGGAAAGACAAUGGAUACAACACAAAUCAAUAUUGCCCAUUAG